AGCGCGCGGCUGCGCCGGUCGGCGCCACAAUGAGCAAAAUGGCGGCGCCGACGGCAACGUUGCCGCCUCAGCUCGCGGGCAAGUUCAAGGGAUCCUUCGCAUAUAAUACAAUUAAAGAUAGGCUGCCUCUAAUCCUGACUAAAGUUGUUGAUACUCUGCAUCGACAUAGAAAUGAAUUCUUUGAAGAACAUGGAGAAAAAGGUAUUGAAUCAGAGAAGAAAGCUAUAGCCUAUCUCGCCAGGUUACGGAAUGAGCUGCAGACAGACAAACCGCUGAUUGCCUUGAAGGAUAACCUCCCUGACACUACUCUCUGGAACCAAUGCUUAGAAUAUCAUCAAAGUUUAUCAGAUGAACCACCAAGCUGGUUUCAGUCUCCUUGGCUAUAUACAGAGUGUUAUAUGUAUCGUAGAAUUCAUGAGGCACUCGCUCAGAAUCCACUCAUCAGUGACUUUGAUGUGUUUAAAGAAGAAAAGAUACACAAUUUCUUUGAAUCUCAACAAGCUAUAAUUCUAAUAAGUACUUAUCUGCAAGAUAUAUUGAAAAACGUGGAGAAGCUAGAUGAAAAUUUAUUGAAAAAGGAAUUUUUUAAAUUGCUUCAGGUUUCACUGUGGGGCAAUAAGUGUGACCUUUCACUGUCAGCCGGUGCAGAUAGUUCUCAGAGGUCUGACCCAUUACAGUCUGUGGAAGAGUUAAAACCUUUUAUCUUGGUGGAUCACAUGGAAAAGCUUUGGUCACUGCUUAUAAACAAAAAGAACAUGAAUAUGCAGACUACUAGACUUGACAUAGUCCUGGAUAAUGCUGGUUUUGAACUUACUGCUGACCUUAUACUGGCUGACUUCUUGUUAUCCUCCAAAUUAGCUACUGAAAUUCAUUUCCAUGGGAAAAGCAUCCCAUGGUAUGUGUCAGAUACUACAAGGCGUGACCUGAAUUGGACAAUUAAGCAAAUGCAGUCAGCUAAUCACAAAGGGAUGUCUAGGUGUGGUAUCUCCUGGGAGGGCUAUUUGAAAAGUGGUGUCUGGAUUUAUCAUGAUCACUUGUUCUGGACAUCACCACAUGAAUAUUGUAGGAUGGCUCAAGUGGCUCCUGAUUUGUACAGUGAAUUGCAGAAGUCAAAUUUAAUUAUUUUUAAAGGUGAUUUGAACUACAGAAAGUUGAUAGCUGAUCGGAAGUGGGAAUUCACAGUGCCAUUCCAUCAAGCCUUGAACAAUUUUCACCCUGCCCCCCUCUGUAGCUUAAGAACGCUAAAAUGUGAUAUCCAGGUUGGGCUGAAACCUGGGCAAGGUGAACAGCUUACUAAAACUGAACCUGAAUGGAUGAUCAUUGGGAAAUAUGGAAUAAUUCAGUUUGAUGCUGCUUCAUGAUUGAUGUGCAAAGUUUAAAGGACAGUGGUGUGCUAAAUGCUUUUGUUGGUCAAGGUUGAAAGACCGCUGGCUUUCAAUAUGCAUGUUCUCUUCUACGGGUCUUACUGCUAUUUUUAAGGUGGUGUGCAAUUGUGGCAUUUUACAAACCCUUUUCUGAUAUUCAUGGUCUUAAAAAAUGAAAACUUCAUUCUUGGAUAUUUGUAAGUAAAGAACGCUUGACAGAGGAAACACUGAGUGAGAGCAGCUUUAGUAGCUGCGGUUUGUCUGACCUCUAUUCUAACAUUAAUGACAACAUAUUGCACUUUGAUUUGCUAAAAGUUUUUGGUUUUUCUGUAGCUCAACUCUUUAUUUAAAUCUGCCUGAACUUCUCUGGUCAAGAUUAGAUUAAAUAAAUAAAUGGAUUCAAAUGGAUUCAAUGGAUAGACUUGAAUUCUUCCUCCAGUAUAAGAGCUAUCGGCAUCAGUUGGUGGGAGUUUAAAUAAAUAACCUGGCAUAUAAGGAACACCUUUUUCCACUUUCUAGCUACGCUAGGCUUUAAGUAGCACUGUGGGUUAACUACAACUAGAGAUGGAAGGCUUUGCCCUCACAUGAUUACAGUGGAACCUCGGUUUACGCCUACCUCCGUUUAUGAAUGCCUCCGUUUACGAACGCCACGGACCCGGAAGUGUUUACAUCCGGGUUCCGCGGCACUCGGAUGCGCAGAAGCGCUCUAUCUGCUUCGUGCAUGUGCCAAAGCGUGCCUUCGGCGACCAAAUACCUCGGCGAGUGAACGCCUCCGUGGAACAGAUUGCGUUCACAAACCGAGGUACCACUGUAUUGGCAAUUGGGUGAGACUACGUUCCCAUUUUUCCCUUCCUGCUUAUGCUCAGGGGCUUUGAGGUAGGGGAGGUUGUUGUUUAGUCAUUUAGUCGUGUCCGACUCUUCAUGACCAGGCACGCCUGUCUUCAAGCACACCAGGCACGCCUGUCUUCCACUGCCUCCCGCAGUUUGGUCAAAUUCAUGUUGGUAGCUUCGAGAAUGUCCAACCAUCUCGUCCUCUGUCGUCCCCUUCUCCUUUUGCCCUCAAUCUUUCCCAGCAUCAGGGUCUUUUCCAGGGAGUCUUCUCUUCUCAUGAGGUGGCCAGAGUAUUGGAGCCUCAGUUUCAGGAUCUGUCCUUCCAGUGAGCGCUCAGGGCUGAUUUCCUUCAGGAUGGAUAGGUUUGAUGUUCUUGUAGUCCAUGGGACUCUCCAGAGUCUCCUUCAGCACCAUAAUUCAAAAGCAUCAAUUCUUCGGCAAUCAGCCUUCUUUAUGGUCCAGCUCUCACUUCCAUACAUCACUACUAGGAAAACCAUAGCUUUAACUAUACAGACCUUUGUCGGCAAGGUGAUGUCUCUGCUUUUAAAGAUGCUGUCGUUUGUCAUUGCUUUUCUCCCAAGAAGCAGGUGUCUUUUAAUUUCGUGACUGCUGUCACCAUCUGCAGUGAUCAUGGAACCCAAGAGGAGGUAGCAAUUUCAUUAAUUGCAGAGGAGAUAUAGCAAUGGAUGAGUGUUGCAGCAGAUAGAGAGGACAAUGUGAGGAGGAAAGGGCCUUCCCUACCCUGCUAAAGUAUUUGGGAGGCAGUUAUAUUAUUUAGUUGGAGAACAAAUGUCACUGGGUUGGAUGGCACCUUGUACAUUCUAUUUUCCUUUGGACUGCAUCAGCGAGGCCAACAAUGGGUGGGGACCUUUGUACACACUCCUCAGGUCUGCGCUCCGGUGAGGUCCCUUUGGUGCUGCUAAGAAUAUCUAAGUGUGGUUUUUGUCUAUUUGGUUAGGCAGUCCAUGAAAUCACAACAGUGAAUUCCCAACAGAAGUACACACACUAGUCUGCAUUUUAAAUAAAGAGACUUGUGAAAUAUAGUUUAUGGUAUAAUGCUUUAGAUUAUUAUAAAUUAAUAUAGUACUAUUGGGUAGAUGGCUUUAUGAUACAAGCAGCUAUUCAGGUGCAGUCAUCUUACACAAUUCUAGAUAUAUUCUGGCUUUUCAUUUGUACUUUCAGUUGUUGAAACAGUUCCACAAUCCCAAUAAGCUCUUGUUUUUCCAACACCAGCAUCUUAUCAAUGGACCUCCUCAAAGUCAUGGUGCAAGGAUAGUUAAGCAGCUUUAUCUUAACUAUAGGAUCAAAGUGUAGAAUCAAAAUGGAUUUUCAAAUUCCCUCUAUUACACCCACAAUGAUGCUAAAAUUGUGGUGCUGGGAGUACUUUCUUUAGUUGGAGUCCAUUAGAAUGCAUACAAAAUUACAUGAGCAUCUAAGUUGGGCUGUCACCUCUGUACCUCCCUGCCAGUGAGACAGUGGCAAGAUCUAUUUUCUAUUCCUGUAAUUAUUAAGAAUCAGCUAAUAUUGCCACCUGGUUCUCCAAUAACAAUCCCAGGUCCAAGGGUCUUCCUUCACCCUUAAAGAAGAGUAUGCACCCAGGAACAGUAUUUCCUCAUCUGUAUAGUCUGUCCCUCUUCCUCUAAGUUUGUCUUGCCUAGAUUGAUCUUACGCUUUAAGUCUACUGCAGAGCCCAGACUCUUGUUCAGGGAUACUGACAACAUGGGAUAAUCUCAAUUGAGACAUUAAUGACAAGCAACUCCCCGUCCGUGGUUGCGCUUAAGCCCGUUCCAGCGCCGAAAACACGUGCAUGGGGGGGGGGGGGUCACGCAUCAAUUGGAGGUGCACAAAAUGGUAGCUGCCUCUACAUAUAUAAUUUAGAAGUGUCUCCAUUGGCUCUGCUGUGACCAGCUCCAUCCUCUCCCUCUCAGUGGGAGAGGUGGGAGGCAGAAGGCUCAUCAGAUUUGCUGAAAGCCCAGCUCUAUCAGGCACCUCCUACCCAUCAACUGUGCCAGCUGGUCAUUAUAAGAACAACUGUUCUAAGAAUUGGUGCCUGAGUUUAAUUUUUUCCUCCCCGUCCCUUCUCCCUUGCGUUUUGUAAGUCUGCGGAAAUAGAAUAUACAGUACACAUGAUUCCUAACUACAGUCGCAACUCCUCCCACUUCUUCGCGUCUCUUCGCUCCGCAGCCGCAAGUUUGGCUUCUUCUUUAGUCGUGUCCGACUCUUCGUGACCCCAUGGACCAGAGCACGCCAGGCACUCCUGUCUUCCACUGCCUCCCGCAAUUUUGUCAGACUCAUUUUGGUAGCUUCGAGAACACUGUCCAAGUUUGGCUACUCAGCGCCAACGAUACGAGGCGGAAGCCAGCUGCGCCCGGUCCUACUGAGGACGGAA
Molecule: messenger RNA, 4584 nt
Organism: Zootoca vivipara (common lizard)
Lineage: Eukaryota; Metazoa; Chordata; Lepidosauria; Squamata; Lacertidae
Gene: DCPH1
Product: damage control phosphatase 1
Biological process (GO): DNA damage response
Cellular component (GO): nucleus
Molecular function (GO): phosphatase activity
Source: RefSeq, a predicted model, not a curated record